Messenger RNA from Aphanomyces astaci, 1328 nucleotides. RefSeq lists its product as hypothetical. Gene Ontology annotation, cellular component: intracellular membrane-bounded organelle; membrane. Gene Ontology annotation, molecular function: ATP binding; ATP hydrolysis activity; P-type calcium transporter activity. The annotation marks the transcript as partial. NCBI's taxonomy places the organism in Eukaryota, Oomycota, Saprolegniomycetes, Saprolegniales, Verrucalvaceae. The record is from RefSeq and is a predicted model, not a curated record. The transcript has a single exon.
AUGACAUUGACUUUGAACGACUUGGUGCGUCUGGUUGAGACCCAGAAGGAGCGAGCUGCCGACACUCUCGCCCAACUUGGAGGCAUCGAAGGUGUCGCGCAAGCGUUGAACGUCUCGCUGGAGCAUGGUCUGGACAACAACAACGCUGCGGAUCUGGCUUCUCGCGAACUCCGCUACGGCAAAAACUACGUUGAGCCCGAGAAGCCAAAGACGAUCUUCGAGCUCAUGUGGCAUGCCUUCCAAGACUUGACCAUCAUCAUCCUGACCGUGGCCGGUUUCAUUUCGCUGGUUCUGGGCUUCAUUCCGUUUGCUGAGGACGAACCGACGAAGGAGGGCGGCCGUCGAUUGGCUGGGGGGGGGGACCCGAGCGUGGCGUGGAUCGAAGGCGCGUCGAUCAUCGUCGCCGUGCUGAUCGUGGUGUUCGUGACGGCCAUCAACGACUACCAAAAGGAAAAGCAGUUCCGCGCGCUGAACGCCAUCAAGGAAGACGAGAAGAUCAAAGUCAUUCGCAACGGUGUGCCUGCUGAAGUGAGCAAGUUCAAUUUGGUCGUGGGGGAUAUUGUCCGUGUGGACCUCGGCGACAUCAUCCCUGCGGACGGAUUGGUGUUUGACGAAAGCGACCUCAGUUUGGACGAAAGUGCGAUGACGGGCGAGUCCGACUUGCUCAAGAAGAACCGUCGAUUGGCCCCCUUCUUGCUGUCGGGCACCAAAGUCAUGGAAGGCGUGGGCAAGAUGCUCGUCAUUUGCGUGGGGGAAAACUCCCAGGCCGGAAUCAUUUCCAAACUCAUCAUGGGCAAGGGGAAGGCCCCCAAGGCAUCUCAACCCGUGGUCGAGGACGAUGGGUAUGCUGCGGUGGAAACCCCUAAAGGCUCGGACGCCAAGAAGGACGGGGACUCGGAGGACGACGACGUGGUGUCGCCCCUGCAAGGCAAAUUGGACCGCCUCACGUUGCUCAUUGGCAAGCUUGGUCUGUUCACGUCCAUCUUUGUGGUCGUGGCGCUCAUCGUUCGUUUUUCCAUCGUCACGUUUGCCAUCGACGAGAAAGAGUGGAGCAACAAGUACUUCAAGAACUACCUCAACCAUUUCAUCCUCGGUGUGACGGUGCUGGUGGUUGCCAUCCCGGAAGGCCUGCCGCUGGCCGUGACCAUUGCGUUGGCGUACUCCGUGAAGAAGAUGCUCAAGGACAACAACUUGGUGCGCCACUUGGACGCGUGCGAGACCAUGGGAAGUGCCACCACCAUCUGCUCCGACAAGACCGGCACCCUCACCACCAACCGCAUGACGGUCAUGGAGUGCUACCUCGGCAAGGCGGAGUUCAGCUCCGCGCC